UCUCCGUCCUUAUAUGGUUGCUUGCAACUACUGAGUCUGCAUCGUCGAACAGGCCAAGACGUUACAAAAAAUAACAUCGAGUAAAAAGGCCUGCUGACAUAAGUGCACUUAUGAUGCACUGUUGGAUACAUUUUGUCGACAGACUGCUGCGCCCGUAGUUGUUCUCAUCAGCUGUGCCUUUGCGCUACUACGCGUUGGCUCGGCUCUUGUUUUCCCUUGGUACACCCUCGCCACCGCCUUCGUACGUUUUUGUACCCGUCAGGCCCGUCGCGCGACAUACGUGUUGUGUCUGAAGGUUUGUUUACAACACGGAGCCGGUCGCUAUUGUGGGCGUUCCACGAGCCGUCGAGUGCCAGGAAAGUGAAUCACCUCGCUUCUGUUAUAACAGUUGAUCACAUCAAGUUCCUGAUUACACCAUGAGCUAUCCUCCCUAUGCUCCUGCUGACGGUGGUUACCCCCCAGCUCAGCCCCACCCGCCACCUAAUGUUGGUUAUGCACCGCCUAGUCCAGGGUACCCUCAAGGUACCCACGGUUACCCACCACCCGCACAAGGGUACCACCCACCUGCCCAAGGCUACCCACCUCCACAGGGAGAUGUGCAGUUCAUGCCAAUGGGUCCAGGAAUGCCAGUCAUACAGCCGCCACCAAUGGGCGCUGGUGGUUACCCUCAUCCUGGUGGAGACGUUGCACCAGUGGGGAUGUUGCCAGGUGUUCCAAGCUGCCCGCCCGGUUUAGAAUACCUCACGUCGCUAGAUCAACUGUUGAUGCAUCAAAAAGUGGAGAUGCUGGAAGCAUUUCUUGGAUUUGAAACUCAGAACAAGUACACCAUUAAAAACAGCAUGGGCCAGAAGGUCUACAAAGCUGUGGAAGACACUGAUUGUUGCUCCCGAAACUGCUGCGGUCCUAACCGCCCCUUUGACAUCAAGCUGACUGACAAUGCUGGAAACGAAGUGAUUCAUCUGCAGAGGAAUCUGCGCUGUAGUUCCUGCUGCUUUCCAUGCUGCCUGCAGAAGCUUGAAGUGUCAUCACCUCCAUACACCCCUAUCGGAUAUGUGAUCCAAGAAUGGAGCAUCCUCACACCCAAGUUCCGAGUGGAAAAUGCAGAGGGGGAGUGUGUGCUGAAGAUUGAGGGCCCAAUCUGCACCUGGAGUAUCUGCGGAGAUGUCGAGUUCAAGGUGCUGUCAAAGGAUGGUGCCGUAGAAGUCGGCCGUAUUAGCAAGCAGUGGUCUGGGCUGCUGAAAGAGUCUUUCACCGACGCGGACAAUUUUGGCAUCAGUUUUCCCAUGGACUUGGAUGUUAAAAUGAAGGCUGUGCUGCUUGGAGCACUUUUCCUGAUCGAUUACAUGUUCUUUGAAAAGUCUGGGAACAAGGAGAAUGACAGACCCGGCAUGCUGUAGUACAUCACCGGGAAGCAGCCAACUGUUGAUCCACAUGUCCUUGCUUUUGCUGUAUGCCACGUGUGGAGCGUGUCCUCAUGCCACCAUAUUGACCAUGUACUGUUAUCGUUCCUGUUUUUCGAAUCUUCCUCUUUUUUUACCCAUUUCCAAAACUACGCUUAAAAACUUUCCUGUUGUCCAUGUACAGUUGUCGUCUAGUCUAAACACAAGUUGACUGCAUUUUUAUCCAUUCUUUUUGGCGAGGUUCCAGGCUACCGACUGCAGGAUGUUCAGCACAGAUUUACGUAUAGCACUGCGCUCCUGUCUACAAUUUUCUUACUUGCAGUUCUUGCAUUUUGGUGUAGUAGAUUUUUCCUUUUCUUCCUAGGUUCAGUUACCUUUAAUCUAUAUACACACCUUCGUACUUUUGUAUACGAUGCGGUAAUGGAGUGUGUUCAGACGCACAAACUAGUCCGGUUGCUGUGGUUUCAUGUGCUGCGUGACACUUCUGUGCAUGUCAAGCCAGCACGAAAGAUUAGCAGCCCUCUGGCUGGUUAGUUUUUACUUAUUUCGAUGUUGAGCUCAUAUUCUUGGCUUUUCAAGUAGCACAGACGUGCUUCUGUUGCAGUGAUCAGUGAGGUUGGGAAGUUGGCUUACCAAAUGUUUAGUUGGAAUGAUUCCUUGCUUGUUGCAUUUUCUGCAACACCGAGCAUGAAUUUGGAAUCGCACAUUCCUCAUUGCAUGAAGAACGAAGUAAUAGAGAAAUUGCUUUAGCCUAGGUUGAAAUUGUAGUAGAGGUGUAAAAUUGAGCCUAGAAAUGCUUGGGCAUAGUAAUGUGCUGCGUGCACAACCAAUUACCAAUUGGUGGUGGUUGGGCAAGGCAGAGAAGCCAAGUACACAUAGGAAACUCCUCUGAGCAGUUAAAGCAUUUCUCAGGUUUUCAAACUUUGAAGCUUGGGAUAGUCAGCAAGUGUCAUUGCCAAUUAUCUUCUUGGCGUGAUUGUACAUGAUUAGAAGGUUUAAGCAAAAUAAUUAUAGCUCAAAACUUUGCCAUUUCAUAGCAAGUGUGGAUCUUGCUGAAGCGAAUCACUGAGAAACUUCUAAUGAAUCUGGAGGUUGCUGAAACUUUUUAAUCUGUGCUGUAGAAUAGAAUUGGUGCACAGGUCAUGCAAAGCUGGUGUUUGAAUUGAACCGUUGGGAUGUGUUCAUUUUAGAGCUGUGUUCUACUGCAAUAUAUAGCAUAUUCCUGACUGUAAAUAACAUUAACAGACUGGCAGUCAAUAACUUACAUGACUAAUACAAAAUUUUUUUUUUUUAAUUCUAUUUCUUGCCUUGAAAUGCAACCCUUGCUAUAUUCAAAGCUGUGGUAUGAGCCAUACCUCAGUUUUACAGCUGAAUGUUCAAGCUCUUCAAUAAUUGAUAGAGGAUUUAAUUGCAUUUAAUUUUUAUCUGCUAAAAGAGAUCUCAAACAGAUUCCUCGCUGGAAGCUGAACUCUAAAAAGUCUCUCAUACAGCUUCAUGCUAGUGGAAGAAAGAAAUGAAACUUCGCAUGUGCAAAGGUAAGCUGUUGAACUUGCAGAACUUGGAAGCACAUGUCGGGGAAGGCAUUCCCUUUCACAUUUAAUGUGCCUGUAACAACACAGAAUUCAUACUGGUAAAAACGCCUUUAAUGGAUAUAGAGGAAGCUUUCUUUCACUUCGAGGUGACCUUAUCAUGGCCUACAUGUGCUUUUGAUGUGUUGAUAGUGCAGCUGGGUCAUUAAUUUGGCAAAUUUUCGAGCAAAUUCAUAACAUGCUACAAGUUCUUACUAGGGCAUUCCUAGAGGGAUUAAUAACUUUUCUGGAGGGCCCUAGCAUUGUUUUGGUGCCAGCCUCUUUCCUCUCACUUGAGUAUGUCCAUAGGUGUUGAGCACAGGCAAGUCAUGCCAAUUCCAUGAACUGGCCAGGUGCACACUUAGGCCGUCAUGGUUUGCCUGUAGUAUUUUGGGCACGGAAUAAAGAAAAUAGGGUAUGUAACAUUUCAUUGCGAUAGCAAUUAUAUGGACACUAAUUAUAAGUCCAAGGGUGAUAAAAUCGUCACAGCACGCCAUAUGCUGUGUAUGCAAAUUAAAGUGUGCGAGGGUGAGCCGGUGAUCACGGCUCAAUCUUGCGCACGUGAAAGAAGAAAGCGGAGAGCAAAUGCGUUGUUUUCUGUAGCGCGAAAGGCCAUGGGGAGGAUAGGAGGGAAAGAGGGAGGGAGGGAGGGGGCGGGCGGCGGCGGCGUUGUGCUCUGGCAGCAACUGCAUAUUUGGCGACCAUGUGCAAGGGAAACUGACGAUCACGGCUCAAUCUCGCAUGCCAUAUAUGGAGGAAAGCGGGGAGGCAGCGCGGGGGGGAGGGGGCCGGCUUCGACUCUGCCAACAAGUGCAUACUUUGCAUGGCUGCACGCGGUCGGGCACACCGUAUCUUGAAAGGGAUCUGUAGACAGCUCAUACCUUUGUGCGCGCUGUUUUCUCACCACUCUUGCAUUCAAGCAAUAGACGGCACAAAGGUCACUUCGCUUGCUGCUGCUGCCGCACCUGUUCACACCAGCAUUUUGACAGUGAGUGUCUGCACUCAUCGAAUUUGAUGUGUUCAUGUUUGCUUGCGCGUGCUGACACCAGCCUAGUUAAUACAGUUAGUAAGCGAAUGUUUGCAAGUUUAUACAGCUGAUAAAACUACUAUCCUUACUUUGUAUAGUUGUCUACUAAUUUGCUAUCACAAUUGAUGCUUCGCCUUUUGGCCGAAACAGUGACUAUUUUUAUUCAUGUUUUUGACAGUUUUUUUUUUUUUCAGUGUGAUAGGACAAAAAAAGAAAGCCGUUCGGCUGUGGUGGCUGUAUUUCAAUGGAGGUGAAAUGCAAAAAAGAAUGUCCAUGUACUGUGCGUCAGGUGCUCAUUAAAGAACCCCAGGUGGUCCAAAUUAAUCCGGAGUCCCUCACUACGCCGUGCUUUUGUAAUCAUAUUGUGGUUUUGGUACGUAAAACCCCAGAAUUAAAAAAAAAGGCUGUCUGACUUCCAUGACCGUUACCUGAAAGUUGAUUCAUAAACCAGUGCUGAUACUAAUGCUUGAAAUUUGCUUUGAGCCAUAUUCAGCAGCGACUGUAUACCAAUCUGUCUACAGGUAUCGGCAACAGAGAACUGUUGGCCUGCAGCAAGUGUUGGCAACACAAAUCAGCGACGACGUCAAUGAUGCAAAUAAUUUGUCACAUUAAGAAAUUGAAUGAAGCACAAGUCCUAUUCAGGGUGCAGUAGCCUUUGCCUAACCUGUAUCAAGACACCGACUAUUGAUGUCAUGAAUAUAUUGUUGGCGAAGUGUAGAAACCACUCAGUGCAGAAUUGAAAAGUGAGGCUGUAGGUCAUGCCCAUUUCUGUUACUGUAGUUUUUACACCUUGUUUUUAGCUGCGUGAACUCGCAUUCCUUGAACAUGCACCUACUGGUCCAAAAUACUGUACUUACACUCGAUAGUAAAAUGUCUGAUUGCAAUGCACACUAAGUUUCUCAUAGGUGGAAAUGUAAAAUGCAGUGCCUUUUAUCGUAAUAUGCAGCCUGAUUUUCAUACUUCAAAAAAUAUUAAAUGCAAUGCCCUUGAUUAUUCCCUUACCAGAUUUUAUUGGUAACAGACAGUGGCGUAGCAACAGGGGGGGCCGGGGGGCCGUGGGCCCCGGGUGCAAGGGGCCUGAGAGGGGAGGGGUGUCAUAUACGUCUGAAGACACCCUUCCCGCCGGCUACACCCGGAGACGGGGGUGACAGAAGACCUAGGGCCCCGGGUGCCAGACGACCUAGCUACGCCACUGGUAACAGAGAAAUAGUGAUUUGUUGUCAGAGGAAUGAUUUGGACCCCACUUAGAGACGGUGUCCAACAAUGACAAACUUCUGGCACUUGCACUAUGGCAAAGCAUACCUUUCAAGAUUGGGAGGUGGGAUUUUGACACAUAUCUUAGAUUUGGUUUCGUUUAUGGUUCUAAAGCACAUCUCGCAUCCUAAUGAAUUUUAGAGUGCAGUUCUUAGGCGGCCGUUUCUACGUAGAGUGUCGGCGUUCCCGGUGUAGCCGAGCGAACAAGCGCAGCGGGGCAUGAAAAAAAGCAGCAAGAGCAAAGAGCGUAAGGAGGAAAGUGGGGUGAGAAAGGUGCAGCGGAUGCAUGAGGCGGAAAGUGAAAGAGGAGGGUAUGGCAAAAGCGUGAGAAGAAAAGCGUCGUGCUGCGCAAGCAUAGUGCCUGCGGUGACAACCGCUACGAGAUGGCGCCAGAGUAGCGCACCGUCAUCUGUGCACUGAUGACUUCUUUAUCUUUCUUCAGUCACUGCUUUUCAUCGGCUAACGAGUGUUAAACAUUAUCCCUCGACGCGCGACACGCCUGCAUGUAUCAAAGUUUCUCGAAUGUUAUAGAUAGUUCUUCAGUUGGCUGUUAUCACCAAAGCUUUUUGUAAUUUGAUUUUAUGUGCGACGCAAAUUGUGUAGUACUUUCUGGAAGCCACGCGGGCACCAGCGAUUACACAGGAACCUUCGAUGAGUCAUGUAUAAAAGCCGACGCGCUCGACUCAUAGAUCAGAUUUUUGACAGUCGCUGACUCUGCUACAUGUAUCUCUCCAAUUGUUUACCUUAAUAUAUUGCGAAAUGAAAACACGGAUAGAGCUGUGCUCUAAUUUUGUAGUAGGAAGUAUCGUAAUUGUCGUCGAUUCUUUUCUGGAGAGAAAUUUUUGUUAGAAUUGAGUAACUUUGUCAAAGCAUGCACUCGGAGCAAGUGACAAUGUGAAGAGCUCAAGCUACUGUAAGGGUCUGCUCUUUUAUUGGUGCUAGCCUCAAGGGGCCUGCUAUGCUUGAAGAUCAAGCUUGCACAUCUCUUCUGUGCUCUACAGUUCAGUCUACCUAUACUGAUAUGCACAACACAGGAAAAUGAUUUUCAUAACCGUUCAUUAUAUAUGGAGUGACUUUAAGAAUGUCUCUUUACAGUUUUGAUUAUACACUUUUAUGUAAAGGCACCACUUUCUUUAGCAAUUUUGUUAGGGUAGUGUCAAACAGUUAACAUUUCAUGAUGGUGCACCCAUCUUACACUUUAGAAGUUGCAUACUCCAGUAACAUAUUUGCAGUUAAUACGUGAGAAAGAAAAUCUCAGUUGCCAAGCAUGUAACAAAGUGUAAGUUUAGAUGAGUAGGUGUUAAACAUGUAAAAUUUAUAUUUACAGGCUCAAUUCGUAGGCAGCUUACGUUUGACCAUUUGACUGUCAUGUUGCACAUUGAAAUCAGUUGCUGUACAUACAUUGUGGGUAGCUAGCACAUUGGAUGGCAUGAAAACUGUGCCCUAUUAUGGAUUAUGCUAAGGUGUGUAAUCACAAUGACUAGCCUAAGUUUACAUGAUAUCUUUAGCAGAUAUGGUACACAUGGUACCUUUGAGUGGUCAUUUCUGAAUGCUGUGACAAGGCUAUGAACAUUGGGAAGUGCAGCACUCAAGUUGUAUUGCAAGAAUUGUGCUCUAUACUCUAUCUCAACAGUUCCUAGCAGCACUGUGGAAUCUGGAAGACUCCUUAGCCAAUACGAAAGCCGAAUCCCCCUCAGUAUGUGUUCAUCUGCACUGCAUCGUCUGCGUACCGUUGUAUUGCCAUCCUGUUGAUACAUGCUUCACAGUUGGUGGACUGAUGCAAUAAAUAUUUUGGCAUUGUAACCACAAGCUGCAUUUACAUAGAUGUGACAGUUGGGCUUCGCUUAAUCUAUACACUUUCUCAGCAGUUCCUUACAGCCUCCUUAGCUAGUAGCAGUGGGGAAUGCCCUUGUAAAUGUUCACCCGCACCGCAUCGUCUUUUUAGGGUCUGUUAGGCAUUUGCUCGCCAUUGCCAUCACAUACCAUAGCAAAGCUGAGUAGUAAUAUUAUGAUGCAGUGAACAAUUUGGGCCUUCAUAGCAUUCCACAAUUGGACUACUUUUAUGACUCAGCGCUGCCUUUGUAGUCCUGGCAGCGUCAAAACAAACAGCUGAUCUCAAUAGUAAUGACAAAACUAAUACUUCGCCUUCAGCAUGAAAUGAGACUAAGUGGUGACUGAUUUUACAAUUACUAUCUUGCUGUCAAAGUGGAAAGCCAGUAACAAGCGUGGAUUCGGAUCGAAGCGGGUGGUCACUGGCUGUAUGGGCACUGCCAUGUUGCUAUGUAAUCAUGGUUAGGAUGGCUAUUACGGUUACUAGCAAUAAUCACCGAAGCAAUUUGUGGUGUAUGAUGUGCUUGCACAAAAGGCAUAACAUGUCGCAUACCUCUAAAGUAUCGCAUACUAAGCAAAAAUAGAACUCUUAAUUUUGCUAUUGCGUGGGGCAAGGAUAUUGCCUGUGUACACUUUGUACCUUCGGCAGUGCUGCAAGUUACUUGUGAGAUGGAGUAGGGUAAUUACCACUAGGUUUCAUUAUAGCUGUUCGUACAGGCUCGUUUUCUCAAUAAAGCUCAGUUACUCUCAUACUCAACCACUGUAAUGGCUCUGUAAUGGCUAAUUGAAGAUGCCAACAGGCCCCGCCUGCUGUGCCACUUGAAAAGGAAAGUACUAGUUGCAUAUUUCUGUUUCACUGAUGGUUAACUGUUGCGGCAAUAAUUUGCGCUGCACUACAGUAGCAAUACAUCCUUGCUUCUUGGCACUUUAAAGCACAUGUCCAACAGUUCACAGGCAGCUUGCUGAACUCUUGCCUGCAGCCUGACUGGCCCUCCUGAAGUGUUUGCCUUCUCCAUUAAUUUGCAUUGGCCUCAGUAAGUGGCUACUGCUCUACUGAACAUUUGACAACUGUGCAUGCACUGUAGGGAACUGCAUGUAAUGUAUGGGGCCCAAUGCAAGUUUGAGAGCUCCGCCUUCUUUAAGGAGUGUUUUCUUCUUUAGUAUUUAUGGUCAUGCUGCAUACGUCAAAUAAUAUAGCAAUUUGUUCGUGAACUUAGAAUCUGCAGGUCAUUAGCAUGUGGUUAGUUUUGCAGCUAAGUUGUGAUCUUCCACCUGAAAAAUGUCCUGAAGAAAGCUGAAGCUUUCGUAAAGCUAUCAUAGGUACAGCUGGUAAAUAUGUUAUUGUUGAGGAUGACCUGUUAUACUACCUUGUUAGUUGUGCUAUCGUACAGAAACAACUAUAGAUUAACUGUGGCAAUAUUCUUUUAGUCGGAAAGCAUUCAGAUGGGCUCUGUUGCAUACUGCUACUUGCAUCAUGCAGGCUCUGGUUGAUGCAGAUUUUUGACCUGAUGAGUCUCACUGCAGCACAAGAUCAUUCACUGUGUUAUGUAGAUGUGUUCAUUUUAGUUGCCUUACAAUUGUAUGCUAAACUGUGGUUUGCUAAGUAGGUCCUGUGUGAUAUCUUUCUUUACUUUUAUACCUUGUACCUGUACUCUUGAAUUUUUUUUCUAGUUUCACUUGAGUCAACUGAGUGUAUUGUCUGUGAACAUUGCCAACUUUUCAGAAGUGACACUAUGGCCAUGUUUUUUGUUUGUGAUAAAUUUCAUGGGCUUUCUUCGAAAGAAAGCACAGCUUUUCUUUGUUAUGCUUUUCUCUGUAACAUGAAAUGCCACUAGCCAAUAAGAAUUGCUGCAUAGUGUAACAUGGCAGGUUUUUGUCAUGUUUUUGUAGCCUUGCUUUCCUCUAAAUGGCAUUUUUUUUACUUAAGUGCAAAAGCAUUUUUUUAUUCUUUAGCCUUUUAUCUCUCUUCCUUUCAGUCCUACCUACCUUUUAUGUUCUUCCGAGUGCGUAGUUUUAUUGUCAUAUUGUGUUUCCAUCUUGACACUAUCAUGUCAAGGAUCCCAUAUGGAUUAUAAAAAAGUGAAAUGCUGGCUGACAGCACUGGCAAAAUUUGCUGUGCCAUAGUGCACCAGAACCAUGGUGUAACAAACCUUGAUUUGAUGAACAUCACAUUGUAGCAAACAUUCUUUGUUCUAUUUUGCACAAGUAUGAGACAACAUAGCAUUUCCUAUAGUUGAGAAGGUAAUUAAGCAGUGCAUUUUGUCAACUUUUGUGCCUUGGGUGCUAAACAGAUGUUGCCAACUAACAGCAUUUGGUGCAAGAAGUUGUCUGGGAAUUGCAAAAUGCUCGUGGCAACCUCCGAGUGUAACAUGAAAGUUAGAUUGCAGAUGCACUUGCAUGUAACCGUGGAAUUGUCGCAUAAUGCAUUACUCACCACUGCACAAUGGGAUGGCAUAUGUACCUAAGUAGCAUAGCUGUUGCCAGAAAUUGUGGCUGAAAUGCUCAUUUGUUAUUUUCAUGCACAAUAUUCAAGUCGCCAUGAAUGUUAGUCGCCGAAAAGCUUUAUUUCUGUUCUUACAUAGAGAUCUAUGUGAAAGGGGAAUUCAGUCCAACAAAGCUUUCCACUAGAAAGACAAUUUCAUUGCUGGUGCCCAACAUCUGAAUUUGUGCUUUUCCACUUUACCUUGAGCUGUAUUUCUCGAUGACUCCCAUAUGUCAUAGGUGCUCUAUGUAAUUGCUUGGUGCACCCUUUGAAUAUUAAGUGGUUUGUGUACGCUGCAGUUAAUGCAGAACUCCUUCAAAGAACUAAUCUCACUUUUUUUUGUAACAGUAAUGCAGAAAACUGUAGUAAUAGUAGUGCCUAAAUACUGCCACUUUUGUCUCCAAUCAUGUAUACCCAGCAGUGUUCAGCACUUCCUGUACAGUUUGCCAUGCAACAUCACUUUUGUGCCUAACCCUUUACCAAACAUGGAGGGCAUGGACUCCUGUUUAUGCAUUCACUAUUACUGCUAAACUUAUUUCUGGCUCAAUUCAUCUGCAAGAUGUUUUCCUGGUGUAUCAUUCAUGUGUAAUUUGUAGCAACCAUGCUUCUCUGCGCAAGUGGAAGUUUGCACAUAUAAGAUACACGGCAGUGUGCGGCAGAAGUACUUGGGUCGCAUGCAUUGCUUCGACAAUUUAACAGCCAAUCUCUCGUGCAGCUGGGCCAAUCUGUUAAGUAAAAUGCUGCUCUGCAGUCUAGUGUAGCUUGCUAAGACUGCUUUCCCUGUGCCUCUGUCAUAUGUUGUUGGAAAGUGCAUGGCUACCUGUUAACUUGAAGACGCCAUUUAACGCACUGAAAAUACUUUUCAACCGCAUUCUGCAGCCUGUGUUGUUUGGCUGUUAUAAGCCUGAUGUAUGAACAAACUGUCUCGUCUUGCACUAGCCCCAUUUUAGUAGUAUGCUGUGGGCAGUAUUUCCUUAGUUGCACGACUUUUUGAAUCUCAGCUUGCAAGAGGUUUCGCCCCAUUUUCAAUGCCUCGACCUUCGACUGGGUCGGAGUUAUUGACCAGCGAAUUGUGACCUGUACUUGCAUUGUUCAAGAAGCUGUACGUUGAAAUUGCAAGCACUGUUUAAGCGAUGGAGUUUUCACAUACAGUGUAGACUGCUUUUAGCAUAUGCCAUAGAAGUCACGAAAAACAAUGCUAUUAAGAGAGCCGCAGUGCAAAUAGAUAAUCUAUUUUUAUAAUCAGUGUACAAGCCAGAUGGACAACUUCUUUUGUUACAUUGUGCAUUAAUUGUAGAAUCUAACGUGGCUUUGCAGUAGACCCUCUUUCCUAAAACUAAUUACUAUAGGGGCAGUGCGGUGGUCUUAUUUGGUUUCAUGAUUCAUAAGUGCAACACACACUGAACAUGUGAGUGGUGUGGCGAGCAAUCUUGCUUUGCUGCCACUAUUUUGGCUAAAAAAAGCUGCACUGUGUCCGGUAUUGCACCUUAAGCGGUUAUUUUACAAGUAGUCUGCACUGUAGGCCUGUGUUAAUAUUCUUGUAAUGUGCAGCGGCAGAGCUGUUGUAUAUCAGAAUUUUAUGACUUGGCAAAUGCAAGAGCUUCAAACGUAUUUACUGCCUGUUUCUCGAGGCUUUGCGUGUAACCUCCAUGCUCUUGUAAUCCCUUUUUGGCAUACACAAUAAAGCCAAAUACUUGUCUCGUGGAUAA
Dermacentor andersoni is the source of this 11270-nucleotide messenger RNA. RefSeq names its product scramblase 1 (gene scramb1). Gene Ontology annotation, biological process: plasma membrane phospholipid scrambling. Gene Ontology annotation, molecular function: phospholipid scramblase activity. Gene Ontology annotation, cellular component: plasma membrane. NCBI's taxonomy places the organism in Eukaryota, Metazoa, Arthropoda, Arachnida, Ixodida, Ixodidae. The record is from RefSeq and is a predicted model, not a curated record.